Molecule: messenger RNA, 435 nt
Organism: Pieris macdunnoughi
Lineage: Eukaryota; Metazoa; Arthropoda; Insecta; Lepidoptera; Pieridae
Source: the annotation of a GenBank genome assembly
AUGGAAGACAAUGAAAGCUCGUGCAGUGCAAUUGUUAAAUACAACAAUAGAAAAACGGAGAGGCGUGGACUACCUGAAUUUGCCGUGGAAGACACGAAAAUUCUACAAAAUUGUUACAUUGCAUUUAGGCGGAUUGAAAGCAUUAAAUGUACAAUGGAUCAGUCGUAUGGGUUUCAAGAAUCAUAUACAAAACAGAUAAAUGAUCGGAAAAGGAUUACCCUCGCCCUGUUAAAAGACCAGAAAAGAGAGAAGGCGCAAGAAGAUGAAGCUGAUAUGAGAACUAGCGUGUUCACUACGAACGAGGAAAAACAGGUCAUCGUUAACGAGCCUUUGUCCUACCGAAGGAAAGCUACACCUUAUGAGAAGGUUUCGCUGGGGAGAGGCUGUUGCGGACAAAAGGCUUAUAUUACUGUAGAAAGGAGCAAGUCAGCCUGA